Molecule: messenger RNA, 1855 nt
Organism: Sturnus vulgaris (Common starling)
Lineage: Eukaryota; Metazoa; Chordata; Aves; Passeriformes; Sturnidae
Product: nuclear pore glycoprotein p62
Biological process (GO): protein import into nucleus; RNA export from nucleus
Cellular component (GO): nuclear pore central transport channel; nuclear pore
Molecular function (GO): phospholipid binding; structural constituent of nuclear pore
Source: RefSeq, a predicted model, not a curated record
AUGAACCAGUUCAGCUUCGGGGCGGCCGCGCCCGGCGGCGCCUUCAACCUGGGCGCGCCCCGAGCCGCCGCCGCCACCACCGCGGCCACCAGCAGCUUCUCCUUCUCCGCGCCCGCGCCCGCCGCCGCCUCCAGCGGCUUCAGCUUCGGCAGCGCGGCGCCGGCGGCGGGCGGCAGCCAGCCCGCCGGGCUCUUCUCCUUCAGCAAGCCGGGCACGGCCGCACAGCCCUCCGGCUUCAGCUUCGGCUCGGCCAGCGCGGCCCCCGCGGCCCCGGCGGCCGCCGCCUUCCCGCUGGGGGCAAACACCCCAAAAGUGAGCUUUGGAGCCAGCACUGCCACUUCAACUCCUGGAAUCACGGGAGGCUUUUCUUUUGGUGCCCCUGCCGCAACCAGCACACCCUCGAGUCAGGCAGCAGCCCCGUCUGGCUUUACCUUUGGCUCUGCUGGCACCAGCACCACCAGCACGGCUCCGUCUGGGACGACAGGAGGCUUCACCUUCUCCAGUGGCACCACGACUCAGGCGGGAACAGCCGGCUUCGGCAUCGGCACCGCGGCUCCGCAGGCGACGUCCGCAGGGCUGACCUUUGGCACGGCCCCUGCGGCUGCUGCCACCACCAGCACGGCCACCCUGGGAGCUGCCACCCCGGCAGCAGCGCCCUUCAGCCUUGGGGGACAGCCCACAGGUCUAACCUUUGCGGCACUGCCUUCAACAGCAGCCACCAGUACAACCACGGCCACGCUGACCACGAGUACCAGCCAGGCACCCACCCUGUCCUUUGGAACCAAGCUUGGAGUCGCAUCCACAGCUGCCACCACAGCCUCCACCACCAGCACCACCUCAGUGCUGGGCUCCACGGGGCCCUCUUUGUUUGCGUCUGUGGCCACUUCUUCAGCCUCCACCUCCACCUCCACCACCACCACGGGCCUCUCACUUGGUGCCACUUCCACUGGUUCCACCGGGACAGCCCCUCUGGGGACACUUGGCUUUGGAUUGAAAGUUCCUGGAACAACAGCUGCCACAACAAGCACAGCCACUGGGACUACUUCUGCUUCUGGCUUUGCUUUGAAUCUGAAGCCAUUGACUACAACUGGUGCCAUUGGAGCUGUCACCUCCACAGCUGCCAUAACCACAACCACCACAACCAGUGCCCCCCCAGUGAUGACUUAUGCCCAGCUGGAGAGUUUGAUAAACAAGUGGAGCCUGGAACUGGAAGACCAAGAGAAGCACUUCCUCCAUCAAGCUACACAAGUUAAUGCCUGGGAUCGGAUGCUGAUAGAGAAUGGAGAGAAGAUUACUUCAUUACACAGAGAAGUAGAGAAGGUGAAGGUUGAUCAGAAGAGACUGGAUCAGGAACUGGACUUCAUUCUGUCCCAGCAGAAGGAGCUGGAGGACUUGCUGACCCCUCUGGAGGAGUCUGUAAAGGAGCAGAGCGGGACCAUCUACCUGCAGCACGCAGAUGAGGAACGGGAGAGGACCUACAAACUGGCUGAAAACAUCGAUGCUCAGCUGAAGCGCAUGGCACAAGAUCUGAAGGACAUCAUUGAUCACUUGAACACAUCAGGAGGCCCAGCAGACACGAGUGACCCGCUUCAGCAGAUCUGUAAAAUUCUGAAUGCACAUAUGGAUUCCCUACAGUGGAUUGACCAGAACUCAGCUGUUCUGCAGAGAAAGGUGGAAGAGGUGACAAAGGUUUGUGAGAGUCGCCGCAAGGAGCAGGAGCGCAGCUUUCGGAUCACCUUUGAUUGAAAAGAUGAACAUAAAAUCUCCACAGAAAACACAAGUGUUUGAGGUCUGAAAUGAUGACCUGGCUUUGUUUCUUUUCUUAGAAUAAAAUAUGUUGUUUGUUCCAAAAACA